AUGAAUCACACGGAAACAAUGGCGGCCGCAGCGGAUGCGAUGCAACAUAAUCACGGAAACCCGAUCGGGAAUGAAGGAUUGUUUAUGAGCCAUGCAUACCUGGGGUCAUUUAUGCUUGGUUUGGGCAUGUGGUGGUGGAUUCAAGCGUUACGCCAUUGUUAUUCGUCUGUGGGAGUGGGACAAAGGGGAUACACUGCCCAAGUUUCGUACGGCUCUGGAUGUUGUCCGAAUCAGAUGAUUGAAGGUGUGGUGAAAGUGCUUCUGUGCUUCAUCGGAAUGGGAAUUGAAGCCGGCACGAUUACACUGGGUCGACAUCGUGAAUACGCAUAUUAUCCGUUCUACACAGCUUUGCUCAUGGCUGGAAUAGUCGAUAUUGCUUUGGCAACUGUGGUCUAUCUGCCAGAUGGAUUGGACUAUGUGAUUCAUGCAUUACCCUUUGUAUUCCAAGCGUAUUGCAUGCGGGCUCAAGCUUAUGAUCAACCUCACGUGACGGCCACAUGUCGUCAUUUGGCAAGCUAUAUUGGUGUGCUGGCGGCCGCAGCGAUCAUGGGUGAAAUGGUCAAUCGGAAACAGUUUUUGCUUAGCUGGAUCAAAUGUUUCACUGUAAUGCUGUCUGGAGCAUGGUUUUGGCAAAGUGGCCUUAUGCUAAAUCCACCAUUUUCGAAACCCUGGAACGAAAAUAGUCAUGACAAUGUGAUGUAUGCGGCUAUUCUGUGCGCCUGGCAGUUGUUUUUCGUAUCCAUCGUUCAACUGGUUAGUUUGAUAAUCGCGGCAAAGUAUCAUGGCACGUCGGCUGAUUGGACACAUGCCGGACGUGGGGAGUCUAUAGAUCGAUACGGGACUGCACUGCGGGAGGAUUUACGCAGCAAUGUGCAAUAUACCAAGCUGUUGAAUUCGGAAGAUUUGGACGAGUAA
This is a messenger RNA of Echinostoma caproni, 915 nucleotides long. NCBI's taxonomy places the organism in Eukaryota, Metazoa, Platyhelminthes, Trematoda, Plagiorchiida, Echinostomatidae. The record is from the annotation of a GenBank genome assembly.